Molecule: messenger RNA, 2442 nt
Organism: Penicillium angulare
Lineage: Eukaryota; Fungi; Ascomycota; Eurotiomycetes; Eurotiales; Aspergillaceae
Product: transcription factor domain-containing protein
Exons: 2
Coding region: 1-2442 (813 amino acids)
Biological process (GO): regulation of DNA-templated transcription; DNA-templated transcription
Molecular function (GO): DNA-binding transcription factor activity, RNA polymerase II-specific; zinc ion binding; DNA binding
Source: RefSeq, a predicted model, not a curated record
AUGAAUCCUCUUCCCUAUCGUGCGGGUGUACAAAACCCGAACAGCCCUUAUGAGCUGCCUCCUGUACAGGCUGUGACGUCGGGCGCAUUCCCUCCGGCCCCGGGCGCAAUGCUUUCCGCCCCGCCCAGUAGACCUGACAGCGGGAUGCGAAUGGCCCAUCUACUACAACCCAUGCCACAGGUAUCGGGACAGCAGAUCAUGCCUCAAGGUCCACCACCUCAUCAACUAGGUCCGGCACCACGUCCAUCAACUUCACCUUAUUCUCGCUUCUAUGAUACGGCCUCGGGAUCUCCGGCAGAAAGCGGAGGGCUGCCCGACGCUAGCGAUAUGGGAUCGACUCAUCCGGGAAAUCCGAGUCUAUUCCAAACAAGCCCGAUCGGCCACUCAAGUCAUACACAAGCUCAAUUGCAACAAAAGAGAGCCUAUCGACAGCGCAGAAAGGAUCCGAGUUGCGAUGCCUGUCGCGAACGCAAAGUUAAAUGCGAUGCAUCGGAGUCUAGCAGCUGCACCGAGUGCAAUAACCGACGAGUUCGAUGUCAAUUUACUAAAGAGACCAAUCGGCGCAUGUCGUCUAUUAAGCAGGUCCAAGAUCUAGAGAAGCAGCUCUCAUUUGCUAGACAGCAAUUGCACCAAAUAAGAUCGGGAAGGAUGCGCCCCGAUAAUGUGAUGGAUGUUGACGAAUACGCGGCACAGCCAUUGGUUCAGCUUCCGGAGAUUGAGUACAAGCCAACACGACGACCGAAGAUUUCUCUAACGGAGGACCUCUCGGAUGCGCGUAGGAAUAUACGUCAGCAUGGCCGUGGUAUCUUGAAAGUUCCUACGCCCUAUCAAGAAACGGGCGCGAAAUCAGUCGUAAAUGGCGAAGUGCCACCACUUCCAUCAAAGGACAUCGGCGACCAUCUCGUGGCUCAGUAUUUCAAUUGCAUUCAUUCUAUCCUGCCAGUCCUCCAUUGGCCAACAUUCAUUGGAGAGUAUGAGCGCGUCUAUCGGGCAGGAUCCAUAUCUGGUGUCUCGAGUGAAUGGGCUGCGGUCUUGUUUGGUGUUUUUGCAUGUGGUGCAAUCCAUACAGUGGAGGCAAAUCGCGAGGAACAGGGCAAGGAAUUUGUUCGCAUCUCCUGUGGUAUAAUUGAUGUAUGGCAAGACAGCUUCAACCUGGACCGGGUACGAGCAGCCUUACUUGCCAGUAUGUUUCUCUAUGAGGUGAACUCGAAAUCGGCAUCCUGGGUUUGGAUUGGUUCUGCUGUACGUGUAGCACAAGAAAUCGGCUUGCAUAUUGAAUCUGGACCUUGGCCUGCACUAGAGGGCGAAAUGCGGAAGCGCCUGUGGUGGGGCCUGUAUACAUGGGAUAGAUUAAUUGCUCUCGAGAUGGGCAAACCAGUAUUGAUCAAUGAUCAAGAUUGUGACAUCGAUCUUCCUUGUCCAGUGGAAGACCAGUACAUCAUAGAAGGUGGCCGCAUCCCAGAAAGCCAACAAACCACACCCAUGCUAGCAACCAUCCACGUCGUUCGUUCCAUCGGUCAACUCACUCGCACUCUACGAUCAACCACAAUCAGCGAGGCAACACUCGAGACCUUCGAAAGACACUUCAAUACAUGUCUAGCAACAUUCCCUCCUCAUCUCCAUCCGAAAUCAGAACAAGAUCUCGACCCUCGGUCCCUAGCACCAAUAGUUUAUCUCCAGAAUGCCCGUCUCCUACUCCACCGCCACAACAUCACUCCCUACUGUCAAGACAUCAUUCGCUCAACUGCAAUGGACUACUGCGUCUUGACCGCAGCUGACACUGCCACCAUCCUCACCCGCUGCAUGUGCCCCAACCCCGGCCCCACAGAUUGGAGAACCCUGCUAGCCUCCUCCGCCGGAACCCUUCUAUGUACACAUAUCUGGCGCUGUACGCUCUUCCUUAUUUUCCGCCAAGAAUUCGCCUCGGCUCUAGUCUGCAUACAAGCAAGCGCCGCAGUCGGCGACGGUCGCGCCAUUAACGUCGCCUGCGCCCGGUACCUCGCCUUCUUCCUUCGGGCCCUUAUUGACCGCUUCCGGCAGGGCGACAUGGACUCCCUCGACCACGACGAGGAGAUGAUGGCCUAUGUCUCCGGAGACAUGCAGGGAACCAGCGACGGAAGCUGGGUUUGGCAAGGUAGCGAAACAGGAUCACGCCUGGAAGCCAUUACCACAACCCGAAAUUCGUCGGUACCCCCAGAACCAGAAGCAGGGGAGAGCCCUGAAGAUACAGAGAAGCUAUGGCCAUGGAUCGAGAGUACGGUCCAAGAACUCUUAGUCGAGAAGCAGCGACGAGAACAGGAGAUUCAAAUGCGGGAUUCGAUACAGGUACAGACACCACAGCAGGAAACUAAUUCUUCCAUGUUGAACCCUGAGUCUGCUGCUUCGGAAGAUGGUCGUUCAAGCUCAACCCAUUCCCGCAUGGAUAUUGCAAGCCUUAUUUGA